Molecule: messenger RNA, 3960 nt
Organism: Lepus europaeus (European hare)
Lineage: Eukaryota; Metazoa; Chordata; Mammalia; Lagomorpha; Leporidae
Gene: HAUS5
Product: HAUS augmin like complex subunit 5
Exons: 19
Coding region: 46-1932 (628 amino acids)
Biological process (GO): centrosome cycle; spindle assembly
Cellular component (GO): centrosome; HAUS complex
Source: RefSeq, a predicted model, not a curated record
UUGAAGAGAGUGCGGGAGGCGGCGGCCGCUCCCCGGGCCGCUGUCAUGGAGCUAGCGCAGGCCGCGCGGGAGCUGGGCUGCUGGGCGGCCGACGAGAUGGGGGUGCCCGCGGCAGCCCGGGCCCCGGAGUCGACGCUGCGCAGGCUGUGUCUGGGCCAGGGGGCUGAGAUCUGGGCCUACAUCUUGCGACAUGUGCACAGUCAGAGGAGUGUUAAGAAGAUCCGAGGGAACCUGCUCUGGUACGGCCACCAGGACAGUCCAGAGGUCCGUCGGAAGUCAGAGCUGGAGGCCACGGUGGCCCGCCUGCGGGCAGAGAUCCAAGAGUUGGACCAGAGCCUGGAGCUGAUGGAGCGGGAGAAUGAGGCUCACGACGCAGCCGUGGAGCAGGCUGUGCAGAACGUGCGGGACACCCAGCGUCGCGCCGUCCUCCUCCGGGCCCAAGCAGGGGCCAUGAGAAGACAGCAGCGUGGGCUCCAGGACCCCAUGCAGCGGCUGCAGAAUCAGCUCAGCCGCCUGCAGGACAUAGAGAGGAAGGCCAAGGUGGAUGUGAGCUUUGGACCCCUGACAUCAGCAUCCCUGGGCCUGGAGCCUGUGGUCCUGCGUGACGUCCGAACAGUCUGCACCCUCCGGGCCCACUUCUUGCAGAACCUCUUGAUUCCACAGGCCAGGGAAGGCAACACCCCAACCGCUCACGAUGACCACUUUGGAACUUCCUACCAGCAGUGGCUUAGCUCGGUGGAGACACUGCUGACGAACCACCCCCCAGGCCACGUCCUGGCUGCCUUGGAGCACCUGGCCGCAGAGCGGGAGUCAGAGAUUCGGUCCCUGUGCGGCGGGCAGGGGCUCGGAGAUGUGGAGGUUCCCAGGCCUCAGACCCUGGACCAGUCAGACGCCAGCCAGGCCCUGCCGUCCAUGGUGCAGCUCAUCCAGGAGGGCUGGCGGACUGUGGGCUCACUGGUCUCCCAGCGGGGCACCCUGCUCAAGGAGCGUCAAGUCCUGAGAAGGUGCCUCCAGAGCCUGGUGGAGGAGGUGGAGAGACACACCCUGGGAUCCAGCGAGAGGCAGGCACUGAUGCUGGGGCUGCGGAGCUGUGGCCUGUGGGCAGAGCUCAAGGCCCUGCGUGCCCAGAGCCAGGAGCUGGAGGAGGCAGCUGGGCGGCAGCAGCUUCUGCUGAGAGAGCUGCAGGCCAAACAGCAGCGGAUCCUGCGCUGGCGCCGGCUGGUGGAGGAGACACAGGAGCAGAUCCGCCUGCUCAUCAAGGGGAACUCAGCCAGCAAGACCCGCCUGUGCCGGAGCCCUGGGGAGGUGCUGGCCCUGGUGCAGCAGAAGCUGGUCCCCACGGCUGAGGCCGUGGCACCGCAGACUCGGGAGCUGCUCCGCUGUCUGGAGGAGGAAGGCUGUCGCCUGCCCCACCUUCCACUGAGCACCCUGCUGCGGCCCAGCCCCGGAGGGUUGGAACCCCUGCCCACGAUCCUGCCAUCCAUCUACCAGCUGCACCCCGCAUCCCCGCAAGGCUCCAGCCUCACAGCGCUGGGCCGCACACUGGGCCUUCCCCGGGGGAAGGCAGCAGAGCUGCUCCUGCCGAGGGCUGCCUCUCUUCGCCAGGACCUUCUGUUCCUCCAGGACCAGCGGAGCCUCCGGUGCUGGAAGACCGGGCUGCCGCCGGGACCAUCCACCCAGGAGCUGCUGCAGCUCCAGGCAUCGCAGGAGAAGGAGCAGAAGGAAACUCUGGGGCAGGCUCUGAAGAGGCUGGAGAAGCUGCUGAAACAGGGGCUGGAGCGAAUCCCUGAGCUGCAGGGCGCCGUGGGGGACUGGUGGGAGCAGCCGGGCCAAGCUGCCCUCUCCGAGGAGCUCUGCCAAGGCCUGUCCCUGCCCCAGUGGCGGCUACGCUGGGUCCAGGCCCAGGGGGCCCUACAGCAGCUGUGCAGGUGAAGAGAGGCUCGAACAGGAGUUAGACUCCGAGAAACACUUGGAAGAAAGCGUCUCCACGACCCAGCAGCCCCUUGUCUCUGGCCACACUGCAGCCCCGCUCACGUGCUGUUCUGCUGCUCCUCUCUAGUCCCUUGCCCCGUCCCUUCAUCCCACCACUCUGGGCACCCCUGAAGCUCCUCUUGUCACUCUAACUCUCAAAAAAAGUAAGUGAGCACCUGCUCCAGAUGCCGGGGCUACAGUGCUGAAAGAAAAAGAACACAACAUGCAAGUCCCUGCCUUCGGGGAGUGCUGUUCCAGGACAGUGCGUUUGACGGUCGGCAGAAAGGUGAAACACACGGUGUGUUGGGCGAUAACCGCCAUAGAGAAACAAAGCGGGCUGGGAGUGAGAACGACCCUGCAAAGGCCCCGUUCCACGUGAGUGUCCAAGGAAGGGCUGUGGGUGGCAGCUGUGGCACAAGCAAAGGCCCCGAGUGGGGAUGGGCUGCUGCCGGGGCCGUCAAGGAGGCCGAGGCGCGUGUGGCUGGAGGAGAGAGGCGGGAUUGUGCUCUAGUUUUUAUAGUUGCUGUUUUUACAUUUAAAUCUGGGCCACGUGGAACUUACCAGCAAGCAGAACCAAUUGUAUUGUAUUUUAUAUGUAAGUGUGGAUCCCUGUAGCCCUUCCGAAAAGUCCCAGUCGCCUGUGAGGGAAGGGUGGGCAGCAGAGAUCAGUGAGGAGAAAGGAGACUUUCCCGGGUGAUAGGGUGGAGUGUGCGGGACACAGAUGGCUGCACCCUGCAGGCCUGUGAGUCUCGCUGUAGAACUCCUCCCACUGGUUGAGAUGCGCUAAUAAGUUCCAUGGUUAAUUGGGCGGUCUGUGUGUAUCUUACUCUCCAUGUGGCAUUGCCACAGUGCUUUCAUUAUGAAGGCUUUGUGAUAUCUUGUAGUAUCUCAAACGGCUGGUUGCCCUCUUGCUCUUACUUUCCAAAGUUUCCUCGUUUCCUUGCUAAUUUUUCCUCCCAAAUGAAGGGAAAUUUGUAUUUAACCUUCCUAGCUGCAGAUAGAAAAACAAAUGGAUGGCCAUUUGCCGUCUCUGCCGUCUUGAACCUUGUUGUCCACCUCCCUAACAGCUCCUCUAAGGAGCUGAACCCCUCACGCCCAGCUUGCCUUCCAGCCCUGGUUGCCUCAUCCCGGCCUUUACACAUCCAGUGUCCCCCACACAAUCCCUAGUAGUCCCCCUUCCCUCUCCUCACUACCGUUCCCAGCCCCCACUGCCCUACUAAGCUCCAAAUGUAGGGGACCUUAGCCUCUUACUUAAUUUUUCCCAUAGCACACCUUCUAACAUGAAUUGUUUUUACUUUAAUUACAUAUAUCUUGUAUUUUUUCCCUUAAAUAGAAUGUGCACUCCAUGAAGGGGAAUCCCUUUAUAAACUAGAAGUUGGGCAGAACUUUCUAAAUACGGUUGAAAGUCUAGGUGCAGUAAGGGGGACUGUUGAUCAGCUCGGGGCAGCAGUUAAGAUGCUGCUUGGGACCCCCACAUCCCACAUCAGAGUGCCUGGGGGAGACAGCCGUGACCGCUCACGUAUUUGGAUCUGUGACAUCCCACAUCGGAGUGCCUGGGGGAGACAGCCGUGACCGCUCACGUAUUUGGAUCUGUGACAUCCCACAUCGGAGUGCCUGGGGGAGACAGCCGUGACCGCUCACGUAUUUGGUCUGUGACAUCCCACAUCGGAGUGCCUGGGGGAGACAGCCGUGACCGCUCACGUAUUUGGAUCUGUGACAUCCCACAUCAGAGUGCCUGGGGGAGACAGCCGUGACCGCUCACGUAUUUGGAUCUGUGACAUCCCACAUCAGAGUGCCUGGGGGAGACAGCCGUGACCGCUCACGUAUUUGGUCUGUGACAUCCAUGUAAGAGACCAGAUUGAAUUCCUGGCUCCUGGCUUAAUCUUGACCCAGUCCUGGUUGUUAAGGGCAUUUGGAAAGUAAACCAGCAGAUGGAAGGUCUCUCUCUACAUUUCAAAUAAAUAAAAAUGUAUUGAUGAAUUUGAUGAC